AUGAUUCUGGAACCACUAAUGUAUGUCAGCAAACAAAUCUUCGAGCUGAUGUACGUCAUCCAGUCUUUUUCUCUCUUGAGCAGAGAUGUCUGUGUAGCUCUGAAUCUCCUCAAAAUGGCAGAAGAUGCCAAGACAACCACUGUCGUACUAGAAAGCCCUCAUUGGUCAGACCAGCCAACCACUCAGAUGGUUACCAUGAUGCUUCCAGUGGAGCAUAGACAAGGGAGCAACCAACAAGCGGAAGAGCCUCAACCUCCGGCUCCGAUAACUGUUGAUGAUGUCAACACUGUGACCACAGAGCAAAUGCUGCAAGUCCCAACCAGCAUGACAGUGCCACAGAACCAAGUCAGUGGCUCGAUGCUGGAAGACACGGUCAGUAACUGGUCCUUGUAUAAAGAUCAGUGUUUGCAAAACCUAACCAAGGCCAGUAAUAAAACUGGAAUAUUUUGUAAUGAAAGUUUUGACCAAUUUGCCUGCUGGCCAGAAUCAUACCCAGGAAAUGUGUCAGAACCCUGCCCUUGGUACCUCCCUUGGAUUAAAUCAGGAAGCAUAAGAAGGGUGUACAGGUACUGCCUGGACAAUGGCAGUUGGAUGACUCUCUCAAAUUCUACUGUUAUCUGGCGGGAUCAUUCUGAAUGUUUCGAAGACAGCCAGGAUGUCCAGCAAAAGAAGAAUCAGCAUGGGUUACUGAAAGCCCUGCAAUUGAUCUACACCGUGGGUUACUCACUCUCAUUGGCCUCACUCUCAUUGGCCGUGCUGAUACUGCUGUGGCUUAGGAAGCUGCAUUGUACUCGAAACUACAUCCACAUUAAUUUAUUUUCUUCCUUUAUUCUGCGAGCACUGGCUGUUCUCAUAAAAGAUAUUUUCCUAAGCAACACUUACUCCAAACAUCCAGAUGAUGAAAUGGGCUGGAAGACCUUUUUUGACACCGAGGUUUCAAAUGGAUGUAAAAUGGCCCAAGUUUUCAUGCAUUAUUUUGUUGGAGCCAACUUCUUUUGGCUUUUGGUGGAAGGAAUUUAUCUUCAUAAAAUGAUAGUCCUGGCUGUCCUUGCAGAGAAAAGGCUGUUAAAACAAUACAUCCUGAUAGGAUGGGGGUGCCCACUAUUCUUUGUUAUACCUUGGACAAUAUCAAAGAUUAUCUAUGAGAAUGAAUGGUGCUGGGGAAUAAACAGACACAUGGGCAUCUGGUGGAUCAUCAGGGGACCAGUGAUAUUUGCAAUUAUAAUGAAUUUCUACAUCUUCAUAAAAAUUUUGAAAAUGUUGCUUUCCAAACUUAAAGCCCAACAAAUGCGAUUCAGUGACUACAAGUACAGAUUGGCCAGAUCGACUUUGGUGCUGAUACCAUUGCUUGGGAUCCACGAGUUUGUAUUCAUCUUCCUGACAGACGAGCAAGUUCAGGGUUUCCUGCGACAUAUCCGACUCUUUCUUCAGCUAGCGAUCAGCUCCUUUCAGGGUUUCCUGGUGGCUUUGCUGUACUGUUUUGCCAAUGGAGAGGUUCAAGCAGAAUUGAAAAUGCGGUGGAGGUGCUGGCUGUUGGUAAAUCACUUUGAAUGUAAUGGCUGCGUUUUUGGAAAGCACUUCAAAUCACUGGGGAAAUGCCCGAAACCCAGGUCUAACAGUUAUAUCUGCAGCAGCUCCUACUACAGUGAUACCAGAACUUCUAGCAUGCAACUGAGCACAACGCCCAUGAUGGAGAUGCAGGCACACAGAACCAUCCCAAUGGAGCAGUUCACCCAGACUAGUGUGUCUGAGAGCAGCGAAGGAGAAACAGGUGUUGGAGACAGCCACAUUGGUUCAGUGGGUACUACCAGUGUAGACCUAUGCCUUGCAGAGAAGCAAUACAUCAGGUUUGAUUCUCAGCCGAUGCUAAGUCAACUGAAGCCGGAAAAGGUGCUACAGUGUUUUAAGGUUUACACGGUCUUUGGAAUCCAAGCAGACUCGCGGACUCCCAUCUGA
This is a messenger RNA of Carcharodon carcharias (great white shark), 1956 nucleotides long. Its product is annotated as glucagon-like peptide 2 receptor. Gene Ontology annotation, molecular function: glucagon receptor activity; peptide hormone binding. Lineage: Eukaryota; Metazoa; Chordata; Chondrichthyes; Lamniformes; Lamnidae. Gene Ontology annotation, cellular component: plasma membrane. The transcript is spliced from 17 exons. Gene Ontology annotation, biological process: adenylate cyclase-modulating G protein-coupled receptor signaling pathway; cell surface receptor signaling pathway. The record is from RefSeq and is a predicted model, not a curated record. The coding region runs from base 1 to 1956 and encodes 651 amino acids.